CCUAAGAAGUAGAAUCACCAUAGGACCAAAGGAUUCUAGAAUCCUGAGGACCAUUCGGAGCUGGUCAAUGUUCUACAGCCUGCACUGUGCUCCAGAGAGCCCCCGGCAGAUCCUGGCUAAGGGGGAGAGAACUGGGACUGGUGAACAGGAGAGACAAAGAUCUUCCCUAAAACCACCUAUUAAGAAGCUCAUUUCUAUUUCCUGAGCUGCUUCGAUGACUUCUUUGUAAUUGGGCAGUGACUGCGUGUGCUGCUGUUUGCACACCAUCUGGGCUAGCUAGGAUGUGGCUAGCAUAGUGAGUGUGGCUCUUUAUAAAGGGACAUACGCGGAAGUCCACUCAGCCUCCUGCUUGCUUUAUAAACCCACCUGUGUGAUUUGCUGGUGAGUUUUCAGUGCACUCACAUCGCCAGCCUCCGAGUGAAGCAUGCAGAGUACCAGAGACAAGCGCACAGCCCUCGAAUAAUAGGCUCUUUGUGUGAAGAGGAAUGGAAGCUGAGCCGAGCAGCCCGGCUUAGUACCUACUUCCAAUGAUCCGGCUUUUCACGGGCACAUUGCUGGCGGUAGAAGUGCAGCUCUGGGAUACUGCUCAACUGGAUGAGGCGAUAUGCCAGUCGGUUUAUCCCCAGAAAGCCGUGACUCUGGAGAGAGUAACUGGGGAAUACGUUGCAUUUCUACACAUUCUGACUUCCCCUCUCAAACCGUGAUUGAUCUGCACUAUGCUAAGCACAGCAACUGUCCCUAACUCUGCUGCUAGCGUGAGCUAUCCUGGAAUCCUAGCACCCUGCAGCCUGCGGGCCAUCUGGCUCCUCUCUCUGCUACUGGGACUGUGCCAGUCUGCUGAAAACAGAUGCUUCUCUUCAAACGCAGCUACAUGUACAAAAUGCCUUGCACUUGGCCCAGAAUGUGGAUGGUGUAGUCAAGAGGAUUUUAUGGUGGAAUCAGCAAACAAUGAAAGAUGUGAUACUGUUUCCAAUUUAAAAGCCAAACGUUGCAGACCUGAUUUAAUAGAACAUCCUUCUGUACAAGUUCAAGUCCUCAGUUCCAAGGAGCCUGGCAGCCAGGUUAUCCCAUCCGAUGUUAAUGUUCAGCUAAGGCCUGGUGCUACCGCAAAUUUCAUGGUUAGAGUUCACCGCCUUGAGAAAUAUCCAGUGGAUCUUUAUUAUUUGGUUGAUGUCUCUGUUUCAAUGCGCAAAAGUAUAGGCAAGCUCAUUUCUAUGGGAUUUGACUUGUCUCGAAAAAUGGCUAACUUUUCUAAUGAUAUUCGGUUUGGAUUUGGAUCAUUUGUGGAUAAACCCGUGACACCAUAUAUUAGUAUUCACCCCUCGAGGAUUAAAAAUCAGUGCGCUAUUUUUAAUGUGCAUUGCAUGCCAGCACAUGGUUACAUUAAUGUCCUACCCUUAACAGACAAUAUUACGGAAUUCAAAAAACUUGUGAGUCAGCAGGAAAUGUCUGGAAAUCUUGAUGAUCCCGAAUGUGCAUUUGACGCAAUGCUGCAGGCAGCUGUUUGUCAUAAAGAUGUUGGCUGGCGAAAAGAAGCAAAGCGUUUGCUUAUUGUGAUGACAGAUGAAACUUCUCACUUGGCGUUAGAUAGUAAAUUGGCAGGAAUAGUCCUUCCUAAUGAUGGCAAUUGCCACAUUAAAGACAAUGUUUACAUAAGAUCCACAGAUAUGGAACAUCCAUCAUUGGGCUUACUUGGAGAAAAAUUAGUAGAAAACAAUGUUUUGGGCAUUUUUGCUGUGCAAGGAAAGCAUUACCACUGGUAUAAGGAUUUAACGCCAUUGUUGCCAGGGACAAUCGCCAAGGAGUUGGAACCAACCGCUUCAAAUGUGAAAGACUUGGUGGUUGAUGCCUAUCAGAGGUUACUUUCAGAAGUAAAACUUCAAGUGGAUAACCCGCUCCGGGGUAUUAAUGUUAAUAUCACUGCUAUAUGUCCAGACGGAAGCAGGCACUCAGGGACAGAAGGUUGUCGCAAUGUAAGAAGCAAUGAAAAGGUCUUAUUUAAUGUAACAAUUACAAUGGACAUGUGUGAUAUAGUGGAGGGACAUAACCACAUCACACUUAAACCUAUUGGUUUCAAUGAAACUGUUAAUAUAAAGAUACACAAAGCCUGUACCUGUCUGUGUAACAGCGUGUCAAAAACCAAAGGAAAAUGUGUCACGGAAGUCCUGCUAGACUGUCAGACAGCAUUGUGCAAUGAAGAUAGCUGUACACUGGAUGAGACAGAUCCACCCACGAGCUGCAGGAAGUCCCCCUCGCAGCCGCUGUGCAAUGGCCGAGGAGUGUGCUCAUGUGGAAAAUGCAUUUGUCACGAAUCAAAACUGGGAAAAAUAUAUGGGAAAUACUGUGAAAUGGAUGAUUUCUCCUGCCCUUACCAUUAUGGAAAAUUAUGCUCUGGUAAUGGUGAAUGUGAAGAUGGGAAUUGUAAAUGUUUCAGUGGUUGGGACGGCAAUCGCUGCCACUGCACGACAUCAAAGAAACACUGCAUGGACUCAAAUGGUCAGAUAUGCAGCGGAAGAGGAAACUGCGUUUGUGGGAAAUGCGAGUGCAUUAACAACGUGAGCUUCGGCCAUUUGUGUGAAUACUGCUUGAAAUGCGGCAAUGGCUGCACCAACAACUGGAAUUACGAGCACAGUUAUGAAACUUCCAAUGUUUCUGAAGCUGCAAGAAUACAGUGCAAAAGCAAAUGUAGCACACUGGGAUAUAGUUUAAAUCAAACAACAGAAUGCUUAUUAGAUCCAAGGAUCCUGAAAUUUUUUAUUAUUAUCCUUGUUGUCACUUUCUUCUUCGGACUUAUUACUGUGCUUAUAACUAGACAAAUGUUUCUACAAUGCCAAAAUAUAAAAGACACAGCCUCUUCCUCUGAUUACAGGGGCGCCAGGGCUAAGAAGGAUAAAGGAGUUUUGCACCGGGUUUAUGGCAGAACAGUUUCCUAUAACAGUGAAAAACCUGAAGAUAUUCACAUUGGCAUUCUAGGAGUACACGAACCAUAUAAGUACAAGUUUUAAAGAAAGUAUCUAGCCCUAAUGAUUGUAAACACUCCAGACCAGCUGCCGUCAUGUUGUCGUAUACAUUAAUGUACACAAACAUAUUUUAGCAAACUGACAUGUUAUUAAAAUGCAUGUGUGUUUUGUUUUUGUUUUAUUUUAUUUUUAACUAAACAGUAAAAUCUAAUGACUAAGAGUUGUAAAAGUUUGGCAAAAAAUAGCCGAGUUGAAAGCGUUCUUUAAUUUUUACGUUUUUUUCAACUCUGUUAUUUUGGUGUAAAUUUUGCAAUUUGUUUGGUAGCUUACCACUAACUUACCAAAAUAUACUGUUUGGUUAUUAAACUCCACUGUUACUGUUUGUAAUAAUGUAGCUGCUGUAAUCAAUCCAAGUGCGAAAUACUACUGUUUGGUACCACUUUUGAAUGUAGCACUUUAUUUGUAGAUUUUUUUUUGUGUGUGUGUAUGUAUAUAUAUA
Molecule: messenger RNA, 3459 nt
Organism: Pelobates fuscus (common spadefoot toad)
Lineage: Eukaryota; Metazoa; Chordata; Amphibia; Anura; Pelobatidae
Gene: ITGB8
Product: integrin subunit beta 8
Exons: 14
Coding region: 717-3005 (762 amino acids)
Biological process (GO): integrin-mediated signaling pathway; cell migration; cell adhesion mediated by integrin
Cellular component (GO): integrin complex; cell surface; focal adhesion
Molecular function (GO): integrin binding
Source: RefSeq, a predicted model, not a curated record